AUGUAUCUUCAUUAUCAGAUAACGAGACUGGCCAGGGACCAGAAGAACCACCUGACCCGCCGCCUGUGCAGGGACUCCAACUGGCCAUUCACCGGCGACCUCAGCUCCGACGAGAUGGUCUGUAUGCUCGACAGCUACUUCGGGAAACGACGGACGCCAUCUUGCAUCCCGCCCCGCUGUCCCUACGACCGCCUCUACCACAACACGAUUGGCUGGAACCAGUCUGCUAUCAAGGACACGCGCCAAAAUUUCAAAGAAUGUCAGUUCUCGGCCAAUCAGGAGGACAAACAACGAAGUGUGGUUGUUUGUGCCAACGCCACUUACGGCCAUUAUCUCGACCGUUUCACUGACUUUAUGUUCAAGGACCAUGGCCGUGUUCAGACUUGCAAGGCGUUUUACUCGCACGGCAAAAUCUCCACCCUUCCGCCAAUUGAAGAUCUGAACCACACACAUGACAGCUAG
Messenger RNA from Candidula unifasciata, 462 nucleotides. Lineage: Eukaryota; Metazoa; Mollusca; Gastropoda; Stylommatophora; Geomitridae. The record is from the annotation of a GenBank genome assembly.